CCGGUGCAGUUUUUAGUUUCUGAGACUCCUAUCUGAGUCGCUGGUCAGGGCAUGAUGGACAGGAUUCAUGGAAGUCGGUGAAAAACGGUGUCACGGCCAUACAUGCCAUUGGUACCCACCGGUUGUCCUCGAAGUCGAGAGCCUUGAAAUGGCAGUCUCGUCCAGGAUAUAAAGCUCGAAUGACAUGACACUCAAACUCAUAACCUACAAACACAGAUCACCGAACUUGAACAGCUAUGACAUCAGAACGCGUCCUCCCCCGAGUCGCCCCUCUUUCUGACUGGGCAUCGUCACGCUUUAAUUCUCUCCUGCGAAGCAAGACGAUGGACAGGUUCAACAGGAUUUUUGACGCUACUUUCGCCCAAGACCUCGAGGUCGUCCUCAAUGGGAGAAUUUUCCCUCGCGACGAGUACAAGAAGGUGCUACUCGGGGAGAGUGAGGCGGGACCCUCGGCAAUCACAGACGUGCAUAUUGAAGGAGAGACAGUAGUCAACCCAGUCACUUCUGAAGAUCGACUGGUGGGAGGCUUCGUCGGCAUUUUCUACACACUUACGAGCACCUCCAAACGUUUCUUUGUGCACGGCGCACCUGUGACUCGCAAGGUCGUCUCUAGUAUUAACCUGACCGUGAAGUCGACGGUGCCUUACCCGGCUACCCGCCUUCGUUACCCCGACCCACGGAGGAUCACUGCAGUCAACCAGGUUCUCCAGCCCGGGACUAUUGUCCUCGCAUACCCUGCGUCGGUUGUGCCCGCGAACCAGACUUCUGGCUCUGGAAAGGUAGAGCUAGGACCCGUCAAUAUUACGCAAGUGGAGGAGGAACUCAGUUUGUUGGGGAAUAAAUUCAGCUCUGCGUCACUCCCUGAGGCUGACAUUGACGAGGAAUGAAAUAGUUGCUUCCGCCGAUAUGUAGACGGUCACGCAGAAGAUGGCGGAACGGAAUACGUGGCCACAUGCUAACCUUCCUGUAUAUUUGAAUCCUGAAUUUGAUGUAUGUAUCUGCGUUGUUUGAAGUUACAUCCGCACAAGUACCCAGCUUCCAGGACCGUCA
Molecule: messenger RNA, 1050 nt
Organism: Pisolithus orientalis
Lineage: Eukaryota; Fungi; Basidiomycota; Agaricomycetes; Boletales; Pisolithaceae
Exons: 3
Coding region: 237-887 (216 amino acids)
Source: RefSeq, a predicted model, not a curated record